AUGUCUAAAAGAUCGCAACGUGAGAGUUACUCUACUGAUCAAAACAAUAAAGAUCCUCUUGAGCCUUCUAGUUCUAAAAGAGUUCGAUUUCAGACGUCCGAUGAUUCUGCAGCAACUGAUCCAAUUGUAAAAGAAGAGGGUGAAUAUGAAUUUGAUCAUGAAACCUAUUUAGAAAAAGCUAAACUACGUCGUGGUGCAGUUAAACUUCAAGGAUAUGCAAGUGAUGAAACAGAUACUAGUGAUGACGAUGGUACAGCUCUCUUUAACCGUCGAAAAGGUAAAGACACAGCUGAUGAUUUGGAUGAUAUGUUUGCAGAUGAUGAUAUUUCAUCUAAACAAAAAGGAUCAUUGGAUGUAAUUGGGAAGAAAAAGGUUAAGUAUUUGGAAUUGGAUGAAAUUGAAGGUCAAGAAUAUACAUCUAGGGAUGCAUACGAUGAAGAAUCUGGGGAACCUAUAAUUGAAGCUUUUAAUAUGAAAGCUGAAAUGGAAGAAGGUAGAUUUGAUGAAGCGGGAAAUUAUGUUCGUAAUAAAAAAGACCCCAGCGCAUUUCAUGAUAAAUGGCUUCAAGGACUUUCACAGAAAGACAUUGAAAAAGCUAAACGAGCACAUGAAAAGCAAGAGCAAGAGAGAAAACUUAAAGAAGCUGAAGAAGCUUCAAGAGGUCCACUAGAUCGAGUUUCAAUAUGGAAGGAUCUUUUAGCAAUCAUGAAACAGGGUGAAACAUUAUUAGAUACUUUACAAAGAUUAGGCGGAGGACUAAGUAAUAAAGGAAAGAAUAAACGAGGACAAAAACAUUACAAGAAAAAAAGGGGCAAAACAGAUGAAACAAUGGAAAUGGCAAUUGAUAAAGAAGAACUCACACCUGAAGAAAUUGCUGAACAAGAACGCAAGAAACAAAUAGAAAUUCUUACUGAUUUAUCUGAUAAAAUGAUGGCAUUAGGACAUUUUAAUGUUUAUGAUGAUACAUGGGAACAAAUCCUAAGAAAUUUGAAAAGGGAAAAAGCAGUUCCAGAAGAUUGGAUACCAGUAAAUUUUGAGGAGGAGAAAGAAGCUGAAAAUGAUUCAUUAAAUACACCUUUUGAUGAAUUUUCAAGUAAUAUAGCGACAACACAACAAUUGUAUUGGGAAUAUAAAUGGAUAGACUCGUCAGAUGCUAAUUCUAAUGAUAUAUAUGGACCAUUUUCAGGAGAAGAUAUGAAAGCUUGGAAUGAUCAAGGAUUUUUUGCACAAGGGGUUUUAGUGCGAAAGGCAGGUUCUGAAGAUGAAUUUACUAGUUCCACGGGGAUUGAUUUUACUUGUUUCACUUGA
Molecule: messenger RNA, 1308 nt
Organism: Funneliformis geosporum
Lineage: Eukaryota; Fungi; Glomeromycota; Glomeromycetes; Glomerales; Glomeraceae
Source: the annotation of a GenBank genome assembly